Molecule: messenger RNA, 2095 nt
Organism: Phragmites australis (common reed)
Lineage: Eukaryota; Viridiplantae; Streptophyta; Magnoliopsida; Poales; Poaceae
Product: serine/arginine-rich-splicing factor SR34-like
Exons: 16
Coding region: 139-945 (268 amino acids)
Cellular component (GO): nucleus; ribonucleoprotein complex; cytoplasm
Molecular function (GO): mRNA binding
Source: RefSeq, a predicted model, not a curated record
GAACCCCUCUCCCUUCAUAUCUUCGUUCGCUUCUCGCGGCGGCCAGCGCAAACACCUCGCGACGCCCGCCAUCGAAGCUUCUCGAAGUCGAGCCCUCCUCCUCUCGUCGUACCUCGCCGCUUCCGAGUCGCAGGAACGAUGACCCGGCGGAACAGCUGCACGAUCUACGUGGGCAAUCUCCCAGGCGACAUCCGUGAGAGGGAAGUAGAGGAUCUCUUCUACAAGUAUGGUCGUAUUGUGGAUAUUGACUUGAAAAUUCCUCCAAGGCCUCCUGGUUUUGCUUUUGUUGAGUUUGAAGACCCACGUGAUGCUGAAGAUGCAAUUUAUGGUCGUGAUGGAUACGAUUUUGAUGGCAAUAGGUUGCGGGUGGAAUUAGCUCAUGGUGGAAGAGGACCUUCUUUUUUUGAUCGAUCAAGCAGUUAUAGCAGUGUUGGACGACGUGGUGCAUUUAGACGUUCUGAUUACCGCGUUAUGGUUACUGGAUUACCUUCUUCAGCAUCAUGGCAAGAUCUCAAGGAUCAUAUGCGGCGAGCUGGUGAUGUGUGUUUCUCUGAUGUUUACCGUGAGGCUGGAGCAACUAUUGGAGUAGCUGAUUAUACCAACUAUGAAGAUAUGAAACGUGCGAUAAGGAAGCUUGAUGACUCAGAGUUUCGUAAUGCAUUUUCACGGACAUAUAUCAGGGUGCGAGAAUAUGAUUCUAAGCGCAGCCGCUCGCGCUCCAGAGGCAGAAGCCGUAGCCGCUCUAACUCGAGAAGCAGAAGCCGCAGCCACUCUUACACGAGAAGCAGAAGCCGCAGCUAUAGCAGUAGUAGGAGUCCGAGAUCUAGGUCUACUUCUCAGUCAAAGUCACCUGAUAAAGCGAGAUUUGGGCCAUGCGAUGAUCUGGGGAUUGCAUUGGUAGGAUAUUGGAACAUUGAGAACCAGAUGGUUUGGAACAUUGGAUAGUUCAGCUGGAUUGUGACGCACUAUAUGACAAUGGACUACAACCAGUGAUAGGUGCAAGAUAGGGCUGGCACUAAACAUUUAUGGACUGGAGUUUGUGAUCGCCAUCCAGAUCCCAGUCAGCUGCAGCUGCUUCUCCCCCUUGUGACAAGUCUGCAAGCAAGAGCCCCACCAGGAGCAGAAGUUUGUCCCGAUCUCAAGUCUCCUGCUAAAUCUGAGUGAAAUAAAGAUGCACUCAAAACCUUCAGAAAUUAUUUUGGAUCUGUGGAGCUCGGACAAAAAGACUACAACAUGGAUUAUGAGCACUCUGUUCUGAGUUAGCAUGGGUCAAUUAGCAUUGCUAUUCCAUUCCAUAAAAAAAAAAAAACCAGUUCAGGUCUUGCCAUUCGAUAAUUCUUCAGGUGUUUGUUAUGUUUUACUACGUACCUGCGAGGAUGCAAAGUUAUCAUGUUUCCCUAACUUUGUGCUAUGACAGAAGUGAUAUGAGUUCCACAAUCUAGUUGAAUUUAUCAGUAGUAACUUGAGGUAGUAUCUGCGGUGGCAUUCAGUUUAUAUCUGUUUAUGCAUCCUGCUUGUGCUGGUUGGCCAUUAAUUUGCCGUCUUUCCUUAUGCAGCAAUUUUAUCCUUGCUGUAUCAUUCAUUGCUGCGUUGUAUCAUCGUUCAACCAUUGGUUUGUUCUAUUGUUUCCUUUCGGCUUAGUGCUACAGAAUUUGUCUAGGCGUUCCCAUGAUCUAUGUCGGACGAGGAUCUACCGAAGUCGCGCGUCAUCGCUUAUGGUCUACGCGUCAGCAACGAAGUCACCAAGACUUCGGGGAUUCAGAUCCAUCUAUGUCCCGUUUUCUGGGUUCAAUGGUCUGCGGCCUGGUUUGCCUGCCCGGAAGUUCUCUACGGACCUGUCACAGAAGCAAGGUAGAAGGGGCACCUGUUGGGAAGGCAACCCUUUACCAACAGGUGCCUGGAUAGCAACCGCCAUGGGCGGAUGGUGGCAAUGAGAUUAACCGCAACACUCUCCCUUGAUCGAAUUGUUAUUUGUAUAUUGAUCAAUGAAUAACUCCUCUAAAAUUCCUGUGGAAAAAAUAUGAGGAGAGUUGUGAUUGUAAUAUACCAUAGAAAAACUCUUUGAAAAUCCAGUGAGAAAAAUCUUAGGAGAAAA